GCCCACUACACUCUCCACAAAUACGCCCGUAAGCGCAGUGCACCCUCACGCUGUCAGUCCGUCACACACACUCCGUCGCUCCUAAAAUCCCAGUCACGACUCACAAGCUCAGCGGACACGAAGCGCUGGUGUGACUAGAGCACGAAGCAGAAGCAUGGCUGCCCGCGCCACGGCAACGUUCCUCUCCGUCCUCUCCCUGCUCCUGCUCCGCGCCGGCGCCGACGACGACUCGGCGUUCGUGUACGCCGGCUGCUCGCAGGGGCGCUACGACGCCGGGACGCAGUACGAGUCGGGCGUGGACUCCGUGCUCACAUCCCUCGCCAACAGCGCGCCCUACGCCCCCUACGCCAACAUCACUUCCCCCUCGGCGUUACCCCCCGUGGCCGGCCUCUACCAGUGCCGCUCCGACCUCGCGGCCGCCGUCUGCACCGGCUGCGUGCGCUCCGCCAUCUCCAGGCUCUCCUCCCUCUGCUCCUGGUCCGCCGGCGGCGCCGUGCAGCUGCGCUCGUGCUUCGUGCGCUACGGGAACGACUCCUUCGUCGGGAAGCCGAACACUGCCGUGCUCUUCAAGAAGUGCGGCGGCUCGCCCGGGGACGCCGGCGGCGCCGCCAUGAGGGACUCGGCUCUCGGAGGGCUCGCGUCGUCGGUGGCGCCAGCAGGGGGAGGCUACCGCGCCGGCGGAGCGGGCGGCGUGCAGGCCAUGUCGCAGUGCGUGGGGGACCUCGACGCCAAGGCGUGCUCCGACUGCGUCUCCGCCGCGGCCGCGCAGCUCAAGGCCGGGUGCGGCUACGCCACCGCCGGCGAAGUGUACCUCGGCAAGUGCUACGCGCGCUUCUGGUCCAACGGUGGCGGCUUCGUCAGCGGCGCCGCCGGAUUUGUGCCGCGCAUGCACGGCAAGCAGGCAUGUAAGUACUACUUUGGAUUAAGUUAACGUGAUGGUUCGCUGCGACUGUUACCUGACGGUGCCGGCAUGGGAACUCAGGUCUUCACUGGAACGCUAGCGAGCUGCAAGCGAAACCGUAAGAAGGCUGGUGGUCGCAGGAUGUGCGCCGGUUUGGGCUAUGAUUGGGCCAACUUGCUCAGACGCUGCCUUUCUCUUUGGCCGUCCUUGUCCUCAUCGAUUAGCUAGCUCUCUUUUUUGUAGGCCAAAGGAACGAGCAGCAGCGAAAGUCCUCUUCUCCUCGCGAGCAAAGAUGCACCUAUCAUGAACAGUAAAUUCAGAAGAAGAAAGAAUGAUAGAUUCUUUAAGAGAUUCAGUUUUUUCUUGGCAAAGUUUUCAUGGAAUGACAUUCACGAAAGUCGUGAGACAAAAA
Messenger RNA from Hordeum vulgare subsp. vulgare (domesticated barley), 1313 nucleotides. Its product is annotated as plasmodesmata-located protein 6-like. Lineage: Eukaryota; Viridiplantae; Streptophyta; Magnoliopsida; Poales; Poaceae. Bases 155 to 931 code for a protein of 258 amino acids. The transcript has 2 exons. The record is from RefSeq and is a predicted model, not a curated record. Gene Ontology annotation, cellular component: plasmodesma.